Hordeum vulgare subsp. vulgare (domesticated barley) is the source of this 3231-nucleotide messenger RNA. RefSeq lists its product as uncharacterized. The transcript has 4 exons. The coding region runs from base 300 to 854 and encodes 184 amino acids. The record is from RefSeq and is a predicted model, not a curated record. NCBI's taxonomy places the organism in Eukaryota, Viridiplantae, Streptophyta, Magnoliopsida, Poales, Poaceae.
CUCUUGGAAUAAUUGGAAUGAAAAAAAAGAGCCCCCUUCUCCCCCGCGACCUCUCUGUGUCUCUCUCUCCCCUCACGCGACUCCUGCGCCGCCGCCACCUCUGCCACUCGAUUCCGGUGAGUUGAGGCGGCUCUCGCCGGCACGCAGCUCUUUACUCCCCGGGCUCUCGUCGCGCAGCUCAUUACUCCCAUCUCGUCAGAUGCAUCUCCCACGCCCUCCAGUGCUCGCCCGCAACACUCACCCAUGGCUAGGUUUUCGGCCGCCACCCCUUGAUUCGUCGGGAUCUUCCACAUCCGGCGAUGGCGAGGCCAGAGGUGGCCGGAUCUGGCACUGGUCGCCAUGGUUGUGGACGGGAUGACAACGAUGGCAGGAGGGGCGAACCUCCGUGCGACGGGCCGCCUCCAUGGAGAUGGAGCUCCUUCUCCAUCGCGGCCAGCUCGACUUGCCUCGCCGCUCCAUGGACUCAUCUCGCCGCCGCUUGGAGUAUCUGCUGCCGUCGCCGCCUAUUGGCCCUCACCAGGAAGGAGAUGCCAGAUUGGUCCAGGCACGGCCGCGGCGGAGGAGUGCCACCGGCCAGCGUGUGCGGCUCUACGUCCGUGGCACCAUCCUCGGAUAGAAAAGUUAGCAUUAUGUGUGAUGAGUGCAUGGUGGCCUCCAUGGAAUGGCCUAAAAUCACAAGCUACAGACUUCUAACUGAGAAGGGCACCCCUGUACACGUUGGUAUGAUGAGAUAUCUUUUGUGUUUAUUCAGAGUAGUCAAUGUCGAUGUUGUUUCAAAAUCGUGGCAUUUUCGCAUCGAUUUACUACUGUCAUCCAUGAUGCAUCAGAUGCAGAACACAAGAGUCCAAUACUAGCAGGUUUGCCAUACGCUCAUGCCCAUCAUAUGUUUGUUGAAAUGCUCGAGAGAUAGCUGGAACAAGGAUUUAGGACUAUGAUUAGUUGCAUGUUCCGAAUAACAAGCGAGAUUGCCGAAAAUUCAAAUUUAUUUUGAGGCUUCAGUGCUCCGAAAUUAGGAAAUUCGUUCGCCGCACAAACAUGGUGUCUCAGUCAUCGGCUGCCAAUGCCAUCAAGACUUGGGUCAGCCUAAGCCUCCAUGAACUUGACGUGAUCGGGGUUCAGCAUUCUUACACGCUUGCCAAUGCGGUGGCCGUCGAGCCGGUGGUCAUCUACUUGUUUUUAAAUACCUUUCAUCUUUGUAAUCAUUCAUUUAGGCUGCAAGACUGCUACUUCUUUGUUCAUAUAAGCUUAUCCGUGCAUAUGAUGCUCCUGUGGUCAUGUCUUUACUUACCUAAUGUAAUUUAUGAAUGUGCACAGCCACCAAUGCAUUUUUACUGCUGUAACUUAUUUUUUAAAGAUGAUACUGUCACUUCUAUUGGAUUGCUCUGCUUUCUAGAGUUCAAUAAGUUGCAUAAGUUUAGCAAUAGUUGCAUGAAUAGGUGCUGCCCACAAGACAAAAAACGAUUGAAAAGAACACCACACAGUGAACACCUCAGCAAACAACGACAAGAUUGGUGCGCUCAGUCACGCAAAGAAGGCGCGCCCCAGCCACUAGUGCUUAUAGAAAUGUGCCAGUAGAGGAAAAUAGACAGAUAUUUUCUUUAUUUGCCUACAGAUGCUUAAUUAUGUUAUCCAGUUCCCGUUCCAUGUAGAAUAGUCAUUUGAUGGGUUAUAGAAACCUAUUAGGCCAUCAGUAUAUGUUUUGCUGUUCUCUCAUGUUGGUUAGGAAAAACUUUCAGUGAAUUAUAAUGAAAUCAAUAAAUAAUUAUGUAGUUGUAGUAGGUGAGCCAUGGUGCAUAGAUUUGAGUUCAUAACUAACACUAAACUGCUAACUAAUCUUAAAGUUAUCUUUGAAGCUUCUGUUUCCCAUAUGUUAGAGUUCCUGAGUUCAGUCCACCCAAAAGAAGUUUGCCACUACACAAUAAAUUUUAGCUCUCAGUUCUGCUGAUAUUAUUUUUAUUUUAAAUAUUUGUAUCCAUUGGUAUGAACUUUAAAAGGAAAUUUAUAUGUGUGUACCACGCAACGAACACAACAAUGGCACUACUGUAUGUGGAAUAAGAAUGCAUAUGUGUAGAUUACAUUCAGAAGGUUGAGUGGUUGUUGUUCGCGUACCUAGGGCUCAAAGAACUAUCCCCCAAAGAUCAAAGAACUAUCCCCCAAAGUGUCGUAUUAUUUUCUGUCGUAAGUGUUUCCAGCCUGCUACACACCCCAGGCCGAAACCACAAACUACAAGAUGGAUGAUCUCACAACAAUGACACUACUGUAUGUGGAAUAAGAAUGCAUAUGUGUAGAUUACAUUCAGAAGGUUGAGUGGUUGUUGUUCGCGUACCUAGGGCUUAACUAUCCCCCAAAGUGUCGUCUUAUUUUCUGUCGUAAGUUUCCAGCCUGCCACACACCCCAGGCCGAAACCACAAAUUACAAGAUGGAUAACCAGGUGUAAAGUGUGCAUCAUGCUUUUUCAUUGCACAAUAUUUUUAUGUUUCUCUUCUUUCCUUCUGUGCUAGAAUUAUAUUUGUUCUACUAAGCGAGGCAUGUAUUUAGUCUGUAAUUUUUACCGUUUAAAUUAUGUGGCUAUAUAUUUUAUUCCAGUUAACUCAGUAUUUUUAGUGUGUGUAAACUUCGUUUGUUUACUGUGUGGCCUAAAAAUUUAGGUAUCGCCAUCGUGCUGUAAUAUAUCUUGGUCUAUACUUAGAUAUAUAUUUUUAUGUUGGUGUACUGAUAUAUGAAGGCAAAAAUGUAACCACUUAAGAAUGAAGGUUAAAAAAGGAAAACAAAAUUGGUGGAUAUGGCUCUAUUAAAACUACCAGCUUGCAAAUUCUAAUAGUGGCUUCAAGUAUUGUAUGAAUUUUCUAAAAUAGCUACUGCACGGGUUGACUACUAGUAGUUUUAAUUUAUUUAUUACUUGUACACUAUAAUAUUUGAUUAUUUUAUAUGCUUUCUUAUGUUUGAUUAUUUGAAUUACGAAGAUGAUCUGAAGCACCCAGAAGAAGUAGAGGACAGGACAGGAGGAGGGAACAAGAAGCUUCGUUUAUCAUUGAUGUAAUGUGUUGAAGUAUGAUGAUGUGUGAUUAUGCAUUUGUUGCACCCUUUUGCUGUACACAUGCACUUGUAGAACUAUUUUGUUGUGCACUUGUUGGGCCUUGAACCUUUAUGUGUAGAGGAGUCGAUGGAUGAUGUAUUGUAAUUCAUGUGAUGUGCUACUGAAAUGAAAGAUAUACAACUAAUUUGCAAUCU